GAGAGAGACGAAGAGGUAGGAUAGGCUAGGUAGGAUCCAGGUGCGUGCUAGUCUAGCUCGAAAUGGAGAGGGAUCGAGGAUUUGGCUUUACAACAAGUCAAGCGUGGCUUGCCCUGUGCGAAUCGAUGAGCGAGCGAGCAAAUGAAUGAGCCAACCUUGCUGCUUUGCCUGGCUGCGAAUGAUGGCCGGGCGUUGGCUGGGCUGCUGCCGCCAAUCAACCAACACCUCCUCUCCUUCCUUGUCCGACUGGCUUCGAACGCGUCCAUCGGCGCGACUGACGGACGGCUCACAUGCUGUGUGGCCGGGGGACGCUGAUCAGUGGUCCCUUUCAUCCCCCCUUAUUGCUCCGUGCUUGGCGGCCACUUGCUUCCUCAUCGCCGGCGUCAUCGAAGUCGGCCUCCGCCAGUACGCUGUCGUCGGAAUGAAGCGAAGAUCGAGCAGUGCUGGCUCUGGCUCUGGCUCUCACGUCACAAGUCAUUGGCGGCGUGUGCCUCUCCUCCGUCCAUGCAGGGAGGUUGGCCGAAAGGUGGCUGCAUUGGCUGUAAGGAGGCCGAGCGCGGACUGGCAGCCAUAGGCGGCUGCCGCGAGCGAGAAGUGAGAGGGUUCAAAUAGAGUAGAGUAAAACAGGCUUGAGCAGAUGAGCUUGCGAGCUGGGUUGAAGAUGGUACCAAAGAGGCAAGGGCCAGAAGCAACUCAUGAUGAGAUCCGAGAGCGAGGUCAAAGUCCCGACAGGCCGAUAAUGAC
Jaminaea rosea is the source of this 744-nucleotide messenger RNA. RefSeq lists its product as hypothetical. Lineage: Eukaryota; Fungi; Basidiomycota; Exobasidiomycetes; Microstromatales. The record is from RefSeq and is a predicted model, not a curated record. The coding region runs from base 146 to 574 and encodes 142 amino acids. The transcript has a single exon.